Molecule: messenger RNA, 576 nt
Organism: Soboliphyme baturini
Lineage: Eukaryota; Metazoa; Nematoda; Enoplea; Dioctophymatida; Soboliphymatidae
Source: the annotation of a GenBank genome assembly
AUGGGUUCUGAUUUUGGUAACCCGCUGAGGAAGUUCAAGUUGGUGUUCCUUGGUGAACAGUCCGUCGGCAAAACGUCGCUCAUAACGAGGUUCAUGUACGAUAGUUUCGAUAACACGUAUCAGGCGACGAUCGGCAUCGAUUUUCUAUCUAAAACCAUGUACCUCGAGGACAGAACGGUUCGCCUCCAGCUGUGGGAUACCGCCGGCCAAGAGCGAUUCAGAAGUCUUAUUCCUUCCUAUAUUCGCGAUUCAACUGUUGCCGUCGUGGUCUACGACAUCACAAAUGCUAAUUCUUUUCACCAGACCGCUAAGUGGAUCGAUGACGUGAGAACAGAACGUGGUUCCGAUGUAAUCAUCAUGUUGGUUGGCAACAAGACCGAUCUGGCGGAAAAAAGACAGGUAAGCACAGACGAAGGCGAGCGAAAGGCGAAAGAGUUGAACGUGAUGUUCAUAGAGACAAGUGCCAAGGCUGGAUACAACGUCAAACAGCUUUUUCGACGCGUAGCUGCUGCACUACCGGGAAUGGAAGAAACACCGAAUAAGCCGACACAGGAUGGUAUGAGUUUCGUCAUUUAG